AUGUUCAAAUUUAUUCUGAUUGUGUUAAUUGGAUUUUCACAUCUACCAAAGACAAGUCCAUGUGUAGCUCAAUGGGGCCAAUGUGGUGGUUUAACCUAUACAGGUCCAACAGAUUGUUGUGCACCAUACAUAUGCAAAUAUAGUAAUGAUUGGUACUCACAAUGCUUGACAGAUCCAACAUCCAUAAACUCUGGUUGCAGUGCUUUGUCGGCACAAUGUGGUGGUAUUGGAUGGAGUGGUUCAACAACUUGUUGUGCCCCAUACGUAUGCACAUAUAGUAAUGAUUGGUACUCACAAUGCUUGGCAGCUUCAAUAACUUCCAACAGUAUCUCUUCGACAGGUAUUCCAACUACUACUACUCGAAGUACUUCAACUACUACUGUUCAAAGUACUUCAUCAUCUUCAUCAACAUCUUCCAGUUCUAGUAGUACAUCAUCAAGCUCUAGUACUGUGAACCAAGGUUGCAGUGCUUUGUGGGCACAAUGCGGUGGUAUUGGAUGGAGUGGUCCAACAACUUGUUGUGCCCCAAAUGUAUGCCAAUAUGGUAACGCUUGGUACUCACAAUGUGUAGUAUCAGGAACAUCGUCUGGUUCUUCAGUGGCUGCAAGUAGUACUGUCAGUACAGCAACAUUAUCUAUCGAUUCUACUCGUCAAUCCGGUGUUACUACUCGUUAUUGGGAUUGUUGUAAAGCAAGUUGUGGAUGGCCAGGUAAAGCUUCUGUGACAAGUCCAGUUAGAACAUGUGCACAAAAUGGUAAUACAUUUGUUGAUCCUAAUACUCAAUCCGGUUGUACUGGUGGUACUGCUUAUAUGUGUAAUGAUCAACAACCAUGGAAUGUUAGUUCAACUCUUGCAUAUGGUUUUGCUGCUGCUCAUAUUGCUAAUCAAGGUGAAGCAGAUUGGUGUUGUGCUUGUUAUUCAUUAAUAUUUACAUCAGGACCUGUUGUUGGUAAAGAAUUAAUAGUUCAAGUAACAAAUACAGGUGGUGAUCUUGGUAAUAAUCAUUUUGAUCUUCAAAUGCCUGGUGGUGGUGUUGGCAUAUUUGAUGGAUGUUCAAAGCAAUUUCCUGGUUCAUAUACAUGGGGUCAAACAUAUGGUGGCGUUAGUCAAAGAUCAGAUUGUGCUGGUUUACCAUCUGUUCUUCAACCAGGCUGUUAUUGGCGAUUUGAUUGGUUUAUGGGUGCUGAUAAUCCAACGAUAAGUUUCAAACAAGUAUCUUGUCCACUUGUUCUUACUUCAAUUACUCAAUGCGUUAGAGUUUAA
This is a messenger RNA of Rotaria sp. Silwood2, 1263 nucleotides long. Lineage: Eukaryota; Metazoa; Rotifera; Eurotatoria; Philodinida; Philodinidae. The record is from the annotation of a GenBank genome assembly.